AAGCUUACCAUUUUCACAAAUCUCGACACCGCGCUCGUGGAAUUUACCCAAUAAUCGCUACAUAAUAGGCGGGCGAACUUAAGCCUUGACCUCUGAAAAGAGUGUUUUCCCGAAAGUUGCGCGGAAAAGAUAGCUUCUAGACAUUUGAUUACUGACGGUGUAGGAACAUGCUUCACUCCUACCCUUCAACCGCUUUUGGUUUCUUGGUUGCGAGUCGACGACGUUCAUAGCUCUUUUCUCGUUUGGAUCGACCAUAUACUUGAUCUUGACCGACCCCUCUCGCCUUCCGUCCUUAACUAUCACGAUUACUCUCGAUCCAGCUUACAUACCUACAACUACCUCCACAAUGUCGACUCCGAUGCGUCACGGCCCUUCCCAACAGGGUCGUACGCCCUCACAACACCCCGCAGCAGCUCCCACACCUCAAGCUUCGACUCCCUUCUCGAAUUCACAGACCGCUACAGCUUUCUCUCCACAUGGCCCGAAAUCGUCGCCCCAGCAUUUCAAGAAAUCGCCAGCAGCUAAUGCUAUGAUGGCUCAUACGACUGCUAGCUUCGAUAGUCCCUCUGCUGCCGCCGCUUAUAAUACCCUCGGCAUGUCUAUCAACGAUCUUAACUUGGAUAACAUAAGCGUUGGAGGUUUAGUCGCCGCGGCGGGACGAACGGAUGAGGAAGAUCGUAAAAAGAGGAUGGAGGCUGUAAUAGCUGCUCUAUGGGCCCAGAACAGUAGCAGGGUUAGUAACCAAGGGCUCGAGCGACUAGCUAUUCACCUUGGCCUCGAGUGUUUAUGGGAAGAUGUCAAAGGUACCGGCGACAAUGCUAAAACUUUGAUCAUAGCGGGACAAACUAUGGCUGUCGAAGUCGGCAUCACAAAUCACAUAGUACACCAAGCUUCGCUCGCGUACAGCGAGUCUUUGCCGAGUCUCGACAAACAUGUUGAUAGGGCAUCGGCUAUUCUCCUUAAAGAUCUUUCUCUAGCUCCCGGCCAAAGUCCUCUUACCAAGCGAUUAACACAAUUCCGAGCGAAUCUGGAAAGGUUGGGUACUCUUGACAAGCUAAGUGUCUCGCCAGGUCUUAAUUGCCACGAAGCCAUAGCGGGCAUCUGGGAAAGCCUGGAUAGAGUGCAUAGGUGGGAUGUACAGAAGCUUCGUAACGAGGACCCGUCCCUCGCUAAUAUGUCGGAUGAAAGGUUGAGGGUCUUCGCUCUUUGUCUUCGACACGGAUGCCCUCUCAUGCAUACGCGGGGUCGAGUUGGCCUAAGUCUCGACUACUGGAAGGAGAGAAGAAAGCUCCCUUCUACCACAGUAGAUACCGAAGAUGCUAGAACUUGGGGAAUUCUGAUUGAAUGCGCAGCUGCUUCUGGGAUGGUAUAUCACCCCGUGCGAGUCUCGGAUAAGUGGAUUGGACCCGAUAUCGAGAAGUCUAACCUCACGGACGAGGAGAUGAUGUCGACGACUGCGCCGAUUUUAGAUUGGUUAGAGCCGGAUAAUACCCUCUUACCGGCUACGGAGACGAAAACGGAAUCCGGGCUCGAGGGUGCAGUGGGUUUGUCGGGUCCUAAAACUCCUGAGGUCAUGUUUAUUGCGACUUUCGAUCCUCCCGUCGUGGUUCCUCACGCUGUCGCGAUGGAGAUAUACAAGAUCUCUGCAGCAAAUACGCCGUUGUCAAAUAUUACGUUCGAUGCCCUAAUGUUCCCUAUUGUGGACGGCAGCUCGUACGACCCUAGCGAACCUCGCGAAGUCACAUUUACCCAAUCAGUUCCUACCUUUGCGGAUAAUCUUCAAGGUGGAAACCAAACAGAACCCAUCUUGAAGUCACAUUGCAACACCCUAUUCAUAUACAAGCCAGUCUACGGACAGGUCCUCAACCAGGUACCUUUCGCGCAUCCGAAAGAGCUGGUUUCGAUGCUACCUAUGCUCCGCCAAUACGCAUUCCUAUCUCUACUACUUACCAAUAGCCUCAAGCCCCGGGAAGGCAGACCCACUGCCAAAGACACUGACACCAACAAUACGACCCGGGUUCCCUACACAAGUGAAGACGAAUUCACCAAUUUUAUGUCUCUAACGGGAACUUCUACCACGCCCAAACCUCUAAAAGUAGACAUCACACUAACAGCACACCCGGUUCCUCGUCUGCUGCUGGUAUUCCCGUUUAGAUCAUACACAGCGAACAUCAUGCUUGAGAUCCAAAUCGGAGGUAGAGUCCAGAUCGUCUCGGAUAAUAUUUUCCAAGAAGAUCAUAGAUUCCUCAGAGAUGAUCCGUCGCAGCGUAAGAGAAAUCGUGCCGAUUGGGCGGCCGCGCUGGAGACACUGGAGGACUUGGGUGCGUGGAUUGAAGUUAUUAAACAUAAGCUGGAAGGUUGAGUGUGGUGGUGGAGUUGUGAGUUGUGAUGGUGCGGUGAUUUUACGAGUGCAUGGUUAUGAUACCCCCCUUUUCUACGUCUUGGGCUCUAGGGAAAUAAAGAGUUCUAUUAUAAGUAGUGGUGGUAGUAAUGCCUAGAUAGUAGGGGUUUAGACGUCGAGAUAAUAAACUGCAAAAAAAAAUGAAUGAGUUGCGCAUUUUGUGA
Messenger RNA from Hypoxylon trugodes, 2565 nucleotides. RefSeq names its product mediator of RNA polymerase II transcription subunit 1-domain-containing protein. The transcript has 2 exons. The coding region runs from base 347 to 2362 and encodes 671 amino acids. NCBI's taxonomy places the organism in Eukaryota, Fungi, Ascomycota, Sordariomycetes, Xylariales, Hypoxylaceae. Gene Ontology annotation, cellular component: mediator complex. Gene Ontology annotation, biological process: regulation of transcription by RNA polymerase II. The record is from RefSeq and is a predicted model, not a curated record. Gene Ontology annotation, molecular function: transcription coregulator activity.